Molecule: messenger RNA, 1044 nt
Organism: Fimicolochytrium jonesii
Lineage: Eukaryota; Fungi; Chytridiomycota; Chytridiomycetes; Spizellomycetales; Powellomycetaceae
Product: HAUS augmin-like complex subunit 4-domain-containing protein
Exons: 8
Coding region: 1-1044 (347 amino acids)
Biological process (GO): spindle assembly; centrosome cycle
Cellular component (GO): HAUS complex
Molecular function (GO): microtubule minus-end binding
Source: RefSeq, a predicted model, not a curated record
AUGCUGUCCGCAGCCGCACCCACCACAGACCCAGCCAACGUCCUUGUCGAGCUCAUAACCCACGACUUACCCACCGUUCCCGAGUCGGAAGACUUUACAGAAACGAAACGCCGAUACGUCGAACAGCAAAUCCUGUACAACGCAGCUACAGAUAUUCUUCUUGAGGCUGAUUCCGACGAUGAGGACGCGUCUCUUGGGGCUGGGGAUAAGGCUACGUUCUGGGAACCUCUCAGUCGGCUCUUGAUAUCAGCGGAAACACGACAUCAGCUCAGUCCGGGGGGUCAUACAGGCGAUGAACGGUCGAAAAAUGGAGAUAAAGAGGAGGCACCUACCCUGCUAGGGAUGGAUAAGGAGCAGUGGGAUGCGUUGGAGCAUAGACGGGCGGUGCAGCAGGUGCCUGACGAGCUCAGACAAAUGCUUUUGAGUAAGGUAGAGCAACGACUCUCGACAACCUGUCAAACACUAUCCAGAAGUCUGUACGGGAAGCAGUCUGCUGACCCGAAACUAGACGCCGCAAAAGCCCGCCAACUCUGCGCACGCGUCAUAGCCCAAAAACGCCGCAUCGCUGAGAAAAAGAAAGAGGCGCUGACCCUUCGUGUCCGGAUUGCGCUGGAAUGCGACCUGUAUCUAAAUACAUGGGCGAAAACGAUCGACACACUGUGGCGCCUCGUAGCGGACUACAAGUGUCGCGUGGAGCCAGAGAAACAGGCGACCUUUAUGGAGUAUUUUGCGGCUAUUGUCAAGAAUGCGUCGUUGAAGAUGAGAUGCCUGAAAGCCGAAAUCAUACUCGCGAUCUCCACCGGCCCACAAGGAGACGACCUCAAAGCCACCAGAGCAACCCUACUCCAAACCCGCACAACCCUAACAACUCGCCUCCACCACCUCGACGCGCAACUCGCGACCUACGCCGGUGUCGGAACCGGGGAUGAGUUUAGUCGCAUUGUCAGCGCGUAUGCGGAUGUGAUGAGGGCUAUCGGGACUGUUGAGGGGGAUAUUGGACGGUUGGGUGGGGGUGGGGGUGUCGGUGGGAGUCGGGGGAGGUAG